UUUCCAAUUGCCACAGCUAAUCUGUCCAUCAAAAGGAGCUAGCAGAUCCACUCUUCUCUGUUUCCCCAGCAGUUAUCAUCCACACCACACGUAUCUUCCUCAUGGAAACUGCUCAGUGGCAUCAACAGGGACUGGAGAGGAAGGUGAGGCCUUACAAGGAGAAAGCUUUAAACUGUCCAAGAUGCAACUCAACAAACACCAAAUUUUGCUACUAUAACAAUUACAGCUUCAGCCAGCCAAGAUUCUUCUGCAAGUCAUGCAGGAGAUAUUGGACACAGGGAGGAACCCUUAGAAAUGUACCAAUUGGUGGAGGCUCAAGGAAGAAGAAGAGAUUCAACCCAUCUUCAUCCUUACCUCCACCUGCAGCAACAAAAUCAGCUCCUAUAGUUUCCUCCACUUCAAUGAAUCUCCAGCCUUCUAAACUCAUUCCUCAUGAGCUCAGCUCCUUCUCCCUCUUUUCUUCUUCUUCCUCCAUGUCUGCAACCAGGAGUGGAAUCUCAUUUGAGGGCUCGAGUUUAAGCAAGGAAAAUGAACUCUCAGCAAAUGCAAGGAAAAGGCUGCGCAUGUUAGCUCCUUCUUCCAUGAGCUUGUAUUGUCAGGAGCUUCAUGCAUUGGGUUUGCAGAAGCAGGGAGGAUUCGGUAUGGAAGAGCUUAUGUGGUCAGGGGUAAAGCUUCCAUUACAGUAUGGAGUUGGUGGCAUGAAGGAAAGUAAGGAGGCGGGAGGAGAUGGGGAACAUGCAUUGCCUUUUGAGGAUUUGAAUCAAGUUACCGUUAAGGGUUCUUGUGAUGAGAUUGUUGGGGGAGUAGAUCCAAGUUUGUUUUGGGAAGGUGUAAUGGGUAAUGAUGGUGGAGGAGGAGGAGGAGGAGGA
Molecule: messenger RNA, 869 nt
Organism: Phalaenopsis equestris
Lineage: Eukaryota; Viridiplantae; Streptophyta; Magnoliopsida; Asparagales; Orchidaceae
Product: dof zinc finger protein DOF4.6-like
Exons: 3
Biological process (GO): regulation of DNA-templated transcription
Molecular function (GO): DNA-binding transcription factor activity; DNA binding
Source: RefSeq, a predicted model, not a curated record